Molecule: messenger RNA, 10905 nt
Organism: Mercenaria mercenaria
Lineage: Eukaryota; Metazoa; Mollusca; Bivalvia; Venerida; Veneridae
Product: hemicentin-1-like
Exons: 35
Coding region: 2013-6965 (1650 amino acids)
Biological process (GO): homophilic cell-cell adhesion; dendrite self-avoidance; axon guidance
Cellular component (GO): axon; plasma membrane
Molecular function (GO): cell-cell adhesion mediator activity
Source: RefSeq, a predicted model, not a curated record
UCAAGUUCUUUAAAUUUUGUCAGAGUUAUUGGCUUUUUUACUUUAGAAAAUCAGUAUUGCUUAGUUGUUUUUUGUUGAAUACUUACUAUAGCUUUGAAACUUAAUACAUUUUUUGUCAUCAUUUAAGAUGAGUAAGAAGGCCAAGAAUCUUCCUGUAUAUUUCCAGCACUUACAGACAAGCGAUGGCACCCACAGUGGGUGCACUUGUCAAGAUGAUAAUUAAUGGACUUUACUGUCAGAAGUAGCUCACACAAGAACACAGGAUUGCUCAAGCAGUUCAUCUUGCUGCAUGUAAUUUCAAGGGAAGUAAACAAAGAUAUCCCUCCUUACUCUACUCAUACCCAUGAAACCUCCAGAGAUAAGUGAUGAACCAGUCAGAAACCUCCAGAGAUAGGUGGUGAACCAAUCAGAAACCUCCAGAGAUAGGUGAUGAACCAGUCAGAAACCUCCAGAGAUAGGUGAUGAACCAGUCAGAAACCUCCAGAGAUAGGUGGUGAACCGGUCAGAAACCUCCAGAGAUAGGUGAUGAACCAAUCAGAAACCUCCAGAGAUAGGUGGUGUACCAGUCAGAAACCUGCAGUAAUAUGUGGUGAAUGGAUCAAAAACCUCCAGAGAUGGGUGAUGAACCAGUCAGAAACCUCCAGAGAUAGGUGGUAAACCAAUCGGAAACAUCUAGGAUCAGAAACUUCCAGAGAUAGGUGAUGAACCAGUCAGAAACCUCCAGAGAUAGGUGAUGAACCAGUCAGAAACACCAGAGAUAGGUGGUGAACCAAGCAGAAACCUCCAGAGAUAGGUGGUGAACCAAUCAUAAACCUCCAGAGAUAGGCGGUGAACCAGUCAGAAACCUCCAGAGAUAGGUAGUGAAUGGAUCAGAAACCUCCAGAGAUAGGUGAUGACCAGUCAGAAACCUCCAGAGAUAGAUAGUGAACCAAUCAGAAACCUCCAGAUAUAGGUGGCGAAUGGAUUAGAAACCACCAGUGAUAGGUGAUGAACCAGUCAGAAACCUCCAGAGAUAGGUGAUGAACCAAUCAUAAACCUCCAGAGAUAGGCAGUGAACCUGUCAGAAACUUCCAGAGAUAGGUAGUGAAUGGAUCAGAAACCUCCAGAGAUUGGUGAUGACCAGUCAGAAACCUCAAGAGAUAGGUAGUGAACCAAUCAGAAACCUCCAGAGAUAGGUGGUGACCAGUCACAAACCUCAAGAGAUAGGUAGUGAACCAAUCAGAAACCUCCAGAGAUAGGUGAUGACCAGUCAGAAACCUCCAGAGAUAGGAGUGAACCAACCAGAAACCUCCAGAGAUAGGUGGUGAAUAGAUUAGAAACCUCCAGAGAUAGGUGAUGAACCAGUCAGAAACCUCCAGAGAUAGGUGAUGAACCAGUCAGAAACCUCCAGGGAUAGGUGAUGAACCAGUCAGAAACCUCCAGAGAUAGGUGAUGUACCAGACAGAAACCUCCAGAGAUAGGUGGUGGACUGAUCAGAAAAAAGUGUAAAAUUUGGAGCUAUGCCAGUUUUGUAUAACAAUGAUGUUCCAAGUCAUAUAUUCUAAUGAAGAACCUGAAGAAAUGCUGAUGCUGAAACUGGUAGCUUAAGACGUUGAGUUAAAUACAGUAGAUGUCUCCCAUGUUCUAAGAGCUUGCAGUCAGUCUUUAAAUGUGGCAAUAGUAAGAUCUCAGGUGGCAGAAGAUGUCUUCCUGCAGAUUUUUGAACAACGACAUUGGCAAGAUCCAAAGUGGCUUGUUUGUCUGAAUCACUGAGGGAGAUUGUGGUGAAAGUAGUCAAGCGAGAGAUGAAAUGGAUACCUGUAAAGGUGUUCGAGACAUUUUUGACACUUCAACACAGAUUUAUCGAUGAAUUAUGAAUUACCAAAUUUGAGUCAUUAAUUGAAGAUUUCCUCUCUAGGUCCUUGAGAAAGAUGAUAUUGGAGUUUGCAUAAAUGGGACAGUAAAAUGAUAGGGGUUUGAAUCAUCAAAGCUACAAUGGACGAAAUAAUGAGAGGAAUAGGGUUGACCAUUGAAUGAGGAGAAACAUUAUGCUAACAAGAUGGCACUACCCAGUAUUAGUCCUUAUAUUUGUAUACAGUGUAACAGAUGUGAUCUAUGGUGUGAGAUUUAUAGUUGAACCGUCUGACAGGGUAGCUGUACUGGACCAGUCUGUGUUACUGAACUGCCAGGCUGAGGAUGAUACUAAUGUUGUAAUUUACAGCUGGACAUUCAAUAGUGCCUCCCUACCUGUCCAGGAAAACCUGAUAAUCUAUGGUAAUGGAUCCUUACUGAUUCAGAAAGUGACCUACGAUGAUGUUGGGGCAUACAUGUGCAUGGCCAAAGCAGGGGAGACAAUCAUGUUUAGCAGGACUGCACGGCUUGAUAUUGCAUAUAUUAACCCCACAUUCACAAUACAGCCAGUAUCCCAGAAAGCCCUGCUUGGAGACAAUAUAGUACUGUCUUGUUACAUUGAGAGUUUACCACCAGCAGAUAUUAGAUGGACUCUAGAUGGGGAAAAUAUAACAUCAGGAGAUAUAAGCCAAGAGGCUAAUGGUACCAGUACACUGACACUGUAUCCAGUGAUGUACUACCAUGUAGGAACAUACAAAUGUAUUGGAACCAAUCCUCUUACAAAUGUUUACAGAUACAGCAACGAUGCUGCACUUGAUGUUGAAGGUCAGCCAGUAUUUCUCUCUUCUCUGAAGUCAGUGUCUGUUCCACUUGGUUUCCAAGCAACAUUUGUCUGUUAUUUCCAUGGCAACCCAGAACCAGAGUUCACAUGGUUUGUCCAUCAUACAAGUAAUGGUGAUGUCAUCAGUAAUAAAAUAGAGAACUCAGACAAGUACAUGGUGUAUGAAAAUGGUACAUUCAUUAUCAAUGAUGUGACAGAAGAAGAUGAGGCAUUCUAUACAUGUACAGUUGGAAACUCGUUCGGGGACAUAUCACAGUCUGCAUUGCUUACUGUUACAGGACCACCAACUCCUCCAGAAUUUACUUUAAGACCAUCAAACAAUACAGUUGAGGAAGGGGAUUCAGUGACGUUCAUUUGUACAUGCUCUGGAAAUCCUGAACCAUCAUCUACAUGGAAAAAGGGCUUAGUUGAUGUUUCAGAGAAUGGUAGUUUAGCAAUAAGUCAAGCCCAGUCUGAAGACGCUGGCUGGUACACAUGUUUUUGUGAAAAUGAUGUUGAAUCAGUGUCACAGUCUGUGUAUCUCAAUGUUUACACUUCACCAGUAUUUACAAGUUUACCUGAAGACGUGGUAGUUAAGGCAGGAGAUCCAGUAUUCCUACAGUGUUCUGCUAGAGGAAAUCCUGCCCCUAGUGUCUCAUGGCUCACACCUAGAUUUGGAAACAUAAUUACAUCAAUAGGAGGAGUGAUAUUAUAUCAGAAUGGUAGCCUAGGUAUUCCCUCCGCUACAAUGGAUGAUACUGGGGAAUAUACCUGUCUAGCAAGCAACAUUGUCGGAAUGGUCAAAGCAACAAGCUCGGUCACAGUUGAAGUUGCCCCUGAAAUGACAUUGCUACCAUUAAGUCAAGGGGUCAAGGUUGGGUCACGGGUGUUCCUACAUUGUCAAGCCAGUGGAGUACCAGAUCCUACAUACUCCUGGUCAAAAGAUGGGGAAGGUGUGAUCACCUCAACCCCACAACGACAGAUAUAUUUAAACAACUCAUUGGUGAUACAUUCUGUGACAAAACAAGAUGAAGGUGUAUACAGAUGUCUGGCAGGAAAUGACCUUGGUGUAACACAAGCUGUUGCUACAGUCACUGUUACAGUACCACCCAGAUUUACAACUGCACCAAGGAAUAUCACAGUACAGUUAGGUAGUAGUGUACAGCUUCAGUGUAUAGCCGACGGUGAUCCUGUACCAACACAGAGAUGGACCAAAGAUGACAGACAGCUUGUUCUUGAUAACAAUAUGGAGGUAACAUUAGACCAGUCUAUGCUAACAAUCACCCAGAUAAAAGAGACACAGUUUGGGAAGUACACGUGCACUGCCUCAAACAUAGCUGGUACAGAAUCUGUCUCUGCUUGGUUGGACAUCUAUGACAUUCCAGUGUUCAGUGUAAUUCCCAGUGAUACAGUUGUGAAACAAUCUGCCAUUCUGACCUUACUGUGUCAAGGUCAGGCUAUUGAAGCACCAUCUGUGACUUGGUACAAAGGGAGGGAAGGGGAGAUGACUCAAGUGAUGAAUGACAUCAGAGUUACUGUUACUGACAGUGGAUUACUACAAAUAAAGCCAGUAGAGCAGGAGACAGAUGAAGGCUGGUACACAUGUGUAGUUGGGAAUACUGCUGGGACAAUUUCCAAGGAAGUCUUUGUUGAUGUACAAGUGCCUCCAAGAAUCCUGUCGACAAACAGCCCACAGUCAGCACCUGUCCAAUCACAGGUCACUCUCACCUGUCAGUCAGUUGGAGACCCUGUCCCAACUCUACAAUGGAUCAACCCAUCUGGUCAUGUGAUUAGCCCUGGCUCCACCUACCAGAUAAUGGACAAUGUACUUAGGAUCAUGUCUGUCAGUAAAGAGGAUGUAGGAAACUGGACAUGUAAAUACUGUAAUCUACUAGGAUGUGACUCUGCUGUUGUAAAGAUAAACCUUGAAGGUAUGCCAGCAAUCAUAUCCUUUACUGGUACCCAGGACGACUCUCUAGUGACCAUAGAAUGCACUGUGGAAGGAAAUCCGGAACCAUCUGUGACCUUCACCUCUCAAGGUCAAACUGUGGCACUUCCAGGUCAUACAGUAAAAAGUAACAGGAUAUUGAUAGAAGUUGAGUUUCUCAACACAGAAUAUAGAUGUGUAGCAGGAAAUAUACAUGGAACUACAUUUAGGACUAUAUCAGUACCUUCAAAAAUGGAUGUCCCUACUGUCUCUGAAACAAAACCAGGAACAGUAACUCUUUCAUGGAAAAUCCCAGAGGAUCUUGGUAAUCUACCUUUGACUGGAUAUGCCAUACAGAAGAAAUCUGACCUUGAUGUUACCUGGCAACCUGUACAAGUUGAAGGUCGUGACCUCUUGAAUCAAAGGUCAUUGGAAGUACCAGGGUUAGAAGCUCAUAGAGAAUAUACAUUUAGAGUGGCAGCAAGAAAUUUGCUAGGAUUAGGGGAAUACAGUGGCCAGUCAUCCAGCGUGGUUGCACAAUCGUCGGCCCCAUCACCUCCACAGAAUGUAUUGGCCUUGGAAGUUGAGCCUGGCAUUAUGUUGAUAGUGUGGAAGAAGUCAAAGCAUCUCAAUGCACCAAAAGCUGAUGUUGCGUAUGAAUACAGAAUUGUCAGACCAGCCGUAGAGAGUGAGAGAGGGUCAGAGUUUAUUCACAGGCAGGGUACUGUACUGUACAAUGAGACAUUCCAGAUUAGAGUUGAUGAUUUGACCGAGCCCGUGUCCUACAGUUUAUCGAUCUGGGCCAGGAAUAUAAAACUGAACCUAUCAAGUGAGCCAGUCAGGGUUGUUCUAGAUAACACAGGAGCUGAGUAUCUGGAACCAGAACCACAUUCAGGCAUUGAUUCAUUUGGCAGGGACAAACUUAUUGCCAUAAUAGCUGGUUCUGUUGGAGGAAUUAUUGUUGUCAUUCUCAUAGUGUGUGUGGUGUCUCGUAUCCGUACCCAGAGAAAAUCAAAGAGUCUUUCAUUACUGGACCAUACCUUGUCUCUAGAUCAGUUUUAUAUGGAAAACCCAAAAACAUUAUAUAACGAUGACAAGUAUGGAUCUAAAAGAAAAAGUGGCCAUAGUUUCUACAGUUUUGAUGAAAGUUUUCAGAGUACAAUGGGGUCCAAAGGGAAGCAUGAUGGAAGUGUAGAGUAUCUAGGAUCAAACUUAUCUAGUGAUGUACUCCUGGUAGCUAAAAAUCCACUUUAUAAAGAGACAGAAAUUCAGAAACCAGUCUCCCAUACAUCAAGCAGAGAUAAACUGUAUAAUGAGAAUAUACAGGAAACAGCUUGUUGUGGACAGAGUGAGAUAGAACUACCAGACUGUGAUAUAACUGUUGUGAAAGGUGUUGUCGAGUAUGAUGAAGGUCAAGGUCAUAUUGAAAUCAAGGCUGAUAAGAGGGUCAUGAAAACUUGUGAGUUAGAUAACAACAGUGAGCAUUUUCAGGAAGUGUCGUUAAAUGGAAACCAUGAUGAUAUUUCAGAUAUAUACAGCUCAAUGAAUGCAAACAGUUUAGAGGCAGAAAAUGCUGAUCAGUCAGCAGAACAUAUCUACACAAGUAUACACAGUGGUGAUCUCCAGUCCUCUCGUAAACAUUCAGUUCAAAUUACAAAACAGCCUCGAAAUAGAGCAGAUAACUUUGGAUCACAGGAACGGCCUCUCAGAGUGUUCUCCCCUGAGUAUGUUGCUGUAACUAUGGCAGAAGCAAAAGAUACUAAUUCAGUGGAAUUAUGUGAAGUAGAGAAUCCUUGUAGGGGCAGAAGUACAAGGUCAGCCUCUCCAGGAAGAACUGUAAAGGGCAGUGACUCUAAUGAACCUAAACCACCUGUUAGAGUUCUUUCCCUUGAUCUUCUUAAACCAUCUGUGAAAAUUGAUCUUGAAAAGGAUAGAAAAUUGAAAUUGUUGUCGGAAAGUAUGUUAAAAGAAAAAGGAAUUCCAAAAAAAAGAUUGAUAGCUAGAAAUGGAGACUUAAAUGAUGAAAACAGUAGAUUUGAAGAUAGUACCACAGAAAAGGGGAAACCAAAUGGUUUCCAUGACAGUGGUGAAGCAUCAGAUGUUGUUUACAGUGAAAUGUGCAAUGGUGAUGGUAGUAAACAUAAGAAGGGCCAUAAUGUUUCCAGUAUAAAUCCAAAGACUACAACUUCUAAUGAACUCAAACAAAAUGGUGAAACAAAUAUUCAGAAUGGACUAAAGGGAGAUAAUUCUCUGCCAGAUACAAAUCGAGAAUUUAAUCCAUACAAUGAUAAUUUUAAAUUCAAACAAAACCCCAAAAAUGUGAUAGAUGACAAUUUUUUGACAGAUGCUGAAAUAAAACAAGAAGUUUUAUCUGCUGAAUUAUAUUAAUUUGAUAAAAUGGCAGUAGUUGAGAUCCUUUACCUCUGAUUAAGGUGCAAUAUUCCCAUGAUACAGCCAGCCUUUCAUUAUUUAGCAUUUUUAGCUCACCUGAGCACAAAGUGCUCAUGGUGAGCUAUUAUGAUCAUGCUGUGUCCGUCAUGCGUGUGUCGUCAACAAUUGUGUUUAAACGACAUCUCCUCCAAAACCAGCGUCAGAAUGGAUUUUGGUGAAACUUGGCAUGAUAGCUCCUUGGAUGGGCCUCUACCAAGGUUGUUCAAACGGUUCUGCUUGGUUGCAUAUAAGGGCCGCCAGAGCUAGAAAUAGAAAAAUCUUCAAACAACAUUUCCUCCUAAACUGAUGGUCAGAUUUUCAAACAAUUUCACACAAUGGUCCUUACGUCACCCUCUACCAAGACUGACCAAAUUAUACUGAUUCGUCGAAAAACAUGGCCCCACAGGGGACUGGUCACUUUUCCCUAUGUAUAUAGUGAAAAUUAAAAAAAUCUUCUUGUGUGAAACUGCUAACUUGAUUAUAAAAUAAUUUUACACAAAUGGUCAUUGUGUGACCCUCUACCAAGAUUGUUAAAAUUAUUUUGAUUUGUCAAAAAACAUGGCUGCCGGAGAGCAUUGUCACUUUUCCAAAUAUAUAUAUUAUGGUGGAAAAUUUAAAAAUCUUCUUGUAUGAAACUGCUAGUCAGAUUUUAAAAUGAGUUCACACAAAUGGUCCAUGUGUGACCCUUUACCAAGUUUCCAAUUACUCCGAUUUGUCAAAAAAAAAAAGGCUGCCAGGGGGCGUGGUCUUUUUUCCCUAUAUGUAUAUAGUAGAAACUUCGGAAAACUUUUUGUAUAAAACUGUUAGCCCAAUUUUGAAAUAAUAUCACACAAAUUGUCCUUAUUUGACCGUCUACAAAUUUUGUUCAUUGUUAUGCAAAUCCUUCUUUUAUUGAUAAUUAUGGGUCCAAGGUUAUAUAACAUAAGUUCGGAAACCAGUCUCAAAAUGGAAGCUUGCCAUUGGUUAAUUUUAAAGUUGUGCUCAGAAACAGCCAAUCAGGGACUAGGAUUUCAAGACUGGUCUGCAUGCUCAGUUACACAAUGGUGAACCAUGAUCAUCUUUAAACAGUCUGUAAUGACAACAGUCCUAUAGACUAGCUAUAUAUUUAGAAUGGAAUAUUGUACAAUCAGCAUCUUGAUAAUAUGUAUUUUUUGUUUUAUAUGAGACUUAUGUUAUUUCUGUUAAGAUCUUAAUGUUUUUAACACAAAAUCUGACUGUAUGUCAACAUUGUUUAUCCCUAAAAUAAAUUUCGCAAUUUUUUUGAUAAAGUCAAGUACAAUGUAUCUCUGUUGCUAACAAAAUUUUUGGCUUGAAACUUGAAAUAGUUAUUUACUACCAAAGUCUACACGAAGGGAAACAAUCCCCAUAACUCUUAUUUAAAUUUUGACAUAGUUAUGCCCCUUUUUAACUUAGAAUUUUUUGGUUCAAGUUUUAUAAAGUUUUUACUGGCAAAUCUCUAAUUCUGAGUCAAGGACUGAGAAAAAUUGAGCAUGCUGUCUUACGUCUUAAGCACUUUGUUUAUUAAACCCAGUACAAAGACAGUCCUGGAAGAUCGGCUGUUAAUGAUUAAAACUGAAAACAAAAGUUUAACUGUCAUGAACCAUGAAUUAAUACCAUGCAGCAAAAAUGUGGCACAUCAGUACUGAUAAAUUAUGCCGUUUUCUGCAAAUUUGUAAAAUUUUCCGUCUCACAAAAUAAAUAUUUGCAUAUUACAUUGUUUACAAAAUUUAUUCUUAAGAAAACAUUACAGAGAAAACUGCAGAAACAGCUUAAAAGUCUCAAUUUGAAUGUUAAUAAAGAAUAAAUUUUAUUCUUCUCUAUACUAAAGGACGUUUCUAAGGUGAUGAGACUAAUUGUCUUGUUUUGAUGACAUACAGAACCAUACAUCAUUCCUUGUUGCCAUGCUGCUUGUCAUGUGGUGAAAAAGUUUUACACAUCACGAUUCUUGCUAUUCUUGUACAUAUUAUGUAUGUAGAGUUCAAAAUAAUGUACAAAAUUUUAACCCGUUUUUAGCUCACCUGUCACAUAGUGACAGGGUGAGCUUUUGUGAUCACCCUUCGUCCGUCCACAAUUGCUUGUGAACAAGAUAGAGACAACAUUUUGCAAGCAAUUUUGAUCAAACUUGUACAAAACUUGUAUUGGCAUGAUAUCUCAGUUCCUUUCAAAAACUGGCCAGAUCCCAUCAUAGGUUCUAGAGUUAUUGCCCCUUAAAGGGCCAGAAUUUGCUAUUUUUGUGCGUCAACAAUUUCUUGUCUGCACGAUAGUGGUUUCAUUUAUGAUUUUAUUUUAACCAAACUUGCACACAACUUGUAUCACCAUUAGAUCUUGGUUCCUUUCUUCAACUGGCCAGAUCCCAUUAUGAGUUCCAGAGUUAUGGCCCCUGAAGGGCCAAAAUUAGCUAUUUUGACCUUGUCUGCACAAUAGCAGCUUCAUUUAUGAUUUGAUUUUUUCCAAACUUGCACACCACUUGUAUCACCGUAAGAUCUUGGUUCCUUUCUUGAACUGGCCAGAUUCCUUCAUGGGUUCCAGAGUUAUGGCCCCUGAAAGGGCCAGAAUUAGCUAUUUUGACCUUGUCUGCACAAUAGCAGCUUCAUUUAUGAUUUGAAUUUAACCAAACUUGCACACAACUUGUGUCACCAUAAGAUCUUGGUUCCCUUCUUAACUGGCCAGAUUCCUUUAUGUGUUCCAGAGUUAUGGCCCCUGAAAGGGCCAAAAUUAGCUAUUUUGACCUUGUCUGCACAAUAGCAUCAUUUAUGAUUUGAAUUUAAUUAAACUUGCAGAAAACUUGUGUCACCAUAAGAUCUCAGUUCCUUUCUUGAACCGACCAGAUCCCAUUAUGUAUUCCAGAGUUACGGCCCCUGAAAGGGCCAAAAUUAGCUUUUUUGACCUUGUCUGCACCAUAGCAGCUUCAUUUAUGAUUUGAUUUUAAUCAAACUUGCACAAAACUUGUGUCACCAUAAGAUCUUGGUUCCUUUCUGGAACUGACCAGAUCCCGCAAUAGGUUCCAGAGUUAUGGCCUCUGAAAGGGCCAAAAUUAGCUAUUUUGACCUUGUCUGCACAAUAGCAGCUUCAUUUAUGAUUUGAUUUUAACCAAACUUGCACACAACUAGUAUCGAACCAAGAUGUUGGUUCCUUUCUUGAAAUGGUUAGAUUCCUUUUUGGGUUCCGGAGUUAUGACCCCUGAUAGGGCCAGAAUUAGCUAUUUUGACCUUGUCUGCACAAUAGCAGCUUCAUUUUUGAUUUGAAUUUAAUCAAACUUGCACAGAACUUGUGUCACCAUAAGGUCUUGGUUCCUUUCUUGAAUCAGCCAGAUCCCCUAAUGGGUUCCAGAGUUACAGCCCCUGAAAGGGCCAAAAUGAGCUAUUUUGACCUUUUCGGCUUAAUAGCAGCUUUGUUGUUCCUCACCUUUGGGCUUCAUCAGUCAAAAUGUUGCUCGAUGUAAUCCUUUGGGCAUAAAACUACUGGCCUGAUUUGAAAAUAAUUUUAUUUGAAGUAACUUCAAGAAAAUUCUAACUAUAUUUUCUCAUAAUUCUUUUGAUUGAUCUGGAUUAUGAUUCUUUGAUCUUCUUGUCCUUAAGUGCAAUAGUAACAGGUGAGCGAUAUAGGGCCAUUUUGGCCCUCGUUUUUUAUUUGCAAAUGCUGUUUGUUUACAUUAUUGUUGCACAAUAUAAACAAUUUUACAUACAAUUUUCUGUAUAAAAUAUUUUAUAUUUUAAUUGUUUUUUUUAAAUAUAUAAACUGUGAGAUUAGUUAGUGAUAUUUGUGCAAAUAGCAUAAUACUGUUUACUUAUUCAUUUAUUUCAAGUGAAAUUGGCUGCAUAUACAUUUUUGUACCAGUGAUUAUUACAAUGUACAAUUGAUGAGCUAUGAUUUAUAUAUGAUAAAGGGUAAAUUGCUA